Molecule: messenger RNA, 1434 nt
Organism: Pocillopora damicornis (cauliflower coral)
Lineage: Eukaryota; Metazoa; Cnidaria; Anthozoa; Scleractinia; Pocilloporidae
Product: allatostatin-A receptor-like
Biological process (GO): G protein-coupled receptor signaling pathway
Cellular component (GO): membrane
Molecular function (GO): G protein-coupled receptor activity
Source: RefSeq, a predicted model, not a curated record
AUGAAAGGUUUUAUCAUCACCAAUGCAUCCAAAGAUGAGAGAUGGUUUGAGCAUAUUGUUACCGGAUUCUACAUUGCGAUCUUCGUGAUCACAUUUAUGACGAACACGUUCCUCUUCAUCGUGUUCCUGAAGAAUAAAUCGUUCCGCGACCUCAGCACUUACUUGAUCGUCCAGAUGGCGGUAGCUGACGUGCUGUAUCUUUGCGUCACCUGCGCUAUCAUUGUCAUAAAGAACUUGGAUGUACAGCUUAGCCGGCCGAUGUGCAAAGCCUUGUUAUAUGUAGAGGGAGUGGCCAGAUUUGCAUCUUCGCUCUCUCUGAUGUUGAUCAGUCUUGAGAGAUCCAUGUCUGUUUGCUCACCAUCGAUGUGCUAUACAAUCAGGAAAAUUUCUGGAGUCAAGAAAAAAGCUUUCUUAAGCGUUUUCAUCAGCGCUGUGAUUCUUCGUUUAGGAGUCCUUUUCGUGGCGUGUGACUCUGAAAAGUGGGCCCCUGGCUACAGAGUAGCUGUGACUGUCGCUACUUAUACCCUCCCCCUGGUGGUAGAGCUGACUGCCUACACCAUAUCUUACCACAAUAUCAACCGAAGACUUAGAGCUUCAGCAGGUAGCAAACAAGUUCUGUUGUUUAUCAAGAGGUCGCUGAAGGUUUUUGUGCUAAUCGCUGUGGUCUUUGCAGUCUGUACACUUCCUGCAUCAAUCAUGGUGAUUCUUCAGUCACUCCGUGUUUACACACCUAGCUAUUUUGUUGGAUAUGUCGGGGACAUAAUUGAAUGCAUUCCCUGUGUCACAAACGUAAUCUGCUAUCUGGUCUGCAGUCCAAAGUUUCGCAUGGAAAUCAGGAAACUCUUAUCAGUACUCAGGUAUUGUAACACUGGUGAAUACAUUUCCAAAUCAGCCUCUGCAGAAGGCGCAGAAAACGUAGACGGCCUUGAUGACGAAAAGAAAAACAAGCGCGCCAUUGACAAGACCACUUUAAAGUUGGAUUGGAUUCUUGGCGAUGACCCAUCUCAAGUCGUCAUUCCAGGAUCCCCUACUCUGAGGGUAGACACACCAGCUAGUGCUGUACCCCCUGACUCCAUAGAAGUACCUCUUAUGGCCCUAGAAACCAUUGCAGAGCAAGACGAAACAAUUCCCCGACGGGCAGCUCGAAAAGGCACCAGCGUUAACACUUGGCCACGCAUGCGUCAAACUCCAAACGAUCGACGUGUCCCGGAGAAUCUUGCGGCAUCCAAGGACUCCGUUUUUUCUGGGUCAAGUUUAAACGGUGUGGACAUUGGAGUUCACCAAUCUGGGUUUGAGACAGGUUUAUCCACGGAGACAGUGGAUAAUAUUAUGCCAAAGAUCUCUAAACAUACUGUCAAGAAUGUGGAAAUAGGAACCCAAACUGAGUUCAGCAGAGUUGACGUACAUGAGACUGUGAAAGAAGGUAGAUUAUAG